AUGGCGGGAGACUCAGCACCGAUAUGCAUUAUACGGCCUUACAGGAAAGGAGACGAGGACACCAUAAGAGAUAUAAUGACAGAGGCCACAAUGGAAACAGUUGGGGAGUUCUUCUGGUCGGCUGUUAUGUCUGAGGUCUUCCCACAGAUUGUUAAAGUAGGAGCUUCUUCAUCAUUCUUUGCCAAAGUACAGAUAGGUUGCUCUUUUGUUAUUGCAUUUGCUUUCAUUGGACUGGGGGUGCCCUUUUAUUUUUGCCUGUUCGGCAUCCCAGUUGCAGUGGGUGUGAUAUACGGCGUGAUUUGGUCGGCUCAUUUAUUCAAGGUUGAGUAUGAUUUUCUUUCCGAAGAAGAAUUCCACAUGAGAAAUAUAAACUUGGAUGGCUUCAGGAAACAUCUAGUUGGGACAGUUGCCAUCACCAAGUCACAGAGAGGAGGACUCAGGGCUUGGCUGAGACGCAUGGCAGUGAGGAAGGCUUACAGGCGCCGGGGAAUUGCCAUGCAACUCCUAGAGCAGGCCAUCCAGUUCUGCACAGACAGGUGCCAUGAGGGGAUUGAACUCAUCACAACGGAAUGCCACUAUAAGGCACGUGAGCUGUAUUACAAGAGAGGUUUUACAGCAGAGCACACCUAUUACAAGUACUAUUUCAAUGUGCGACAGCCAAUGUACCUCUUCGCAAUGCCUUUGAAGCCCCCAAAGCAAAUCUUGCUGAAGUAUCAACUAUGUAGAGCAUAAUCCUGUUGUUGAUUAUGCUUGCUGACAUGUAUGGAAUCAUAAUGAAUUUUUUAUACACAUUUUGAUCUUCCAAGAUGAUUGACACCAUUUACGAUAAACAAUUAAUUUUUGAACAAGAAUGCUUGUUAGGGAUAUCUGUUAGUGCCUUAUAUUGUUUUGUUAUAAAAUAGUUCCUAAAUUUUCAGUGAGGAAGCAUUCAGGGUGAUAUGCAGCUGUA
This is a messenger RNA of Penaeus vannamei (Pacific white shrimp), 949 nucleotides long. The record is from RefSeq and is a predicted model, not a curated record. Lineage: Eukaryota; Metazoa; Arthropoda; Malacostraca; Decapoda; Penaeidae.